AUGUCGGCUAUGACAGGCUCAAGGUCACCUACAUCUCCUUGGCCGUCAGAGUGCCAGAAUUUGCAGCCUGACCACCCUGCAAACGCAACAUCAUUUUUCUCUUUUUGUGAUACUCACCCUUCAUCUCAUGGACCUCCCGGACUUGGUCCCUCGAGUACAGUCUUAGACCGUUCGGGAUCUGAUCAUUUCUCAAUUAGUGUGGACAAUCCGGGCAACUUUGGGAACAUUGGAGAAGCAGUACCACAUGCUCAUUCUGCAAUAUCUUAUCCAAGAAUUCACCUUGCAAACAAUAGAACCCUCGAUAACAACCUGACUCUUUCAAGAAGUGGAUUGGCAUUCAACAAUCACUUGAAAGAAUCCAGGAGUCACGGGAAUCCACAUAGCCGAGACCUAGUGGUCACAGGUGCCGGUGCACCUUCAGGACAGAUGACUUCUAUGGACGGGCGUUCCAUCUCCUUAGAUGAAUGUGCAGCGCUUCUCGAAUCAUCUGAUCGUGAUAUUAUGCUUCUAGAUGUUCGACCCUACGCGCAUUUUGCGAAAGGGACUAUCGAGGGGUCUCUCAAUCUUUGCAUACCGACAACACUGUUGAAGCGCCCUUCAUUCGAUACGCAGAAAUUAGCGAAUACUUUCACAACUGAUCAUGAUAAGAAAAAAUUCGCGCGAUGGCGGCAAUCCCAAUACAUAAUCGUGUUUGAUGCCGCUACAUCUGACAUGAAAGAUGCCGGGUCGCUAGCGAAUGUGCUGAAGAAAUUCACCAGUGAAGGGUGGGGAGGGGAGGCUCGAAUUCUACUUGGGGGCUACAAAAUGUUCUCAUCUCGCUUUCCUCAUUUGACCAAGCAACAGCAGCUUCCAGCUUCAGGAGCGCCUACAAAGAAAACACCCAGAAUGCAUAUUGAUCUCCCUUCGGCAGCUCCAGUCGCAGGCGGAUGUACUCUCCCCGAGUCAUCCCAUGCUGCGAUACCUUUUUUCGCCAACAUCAGACAACACAUGGAUCUCGUUGAUGGUGUUGGACAGAUACCUCUACAACUCCCUUCUGAUUUUACGGAACUCAAGAGACAACAACUCCCAGCUUGGCUACGCGAUGUGUCGGACGCCUCCGACAAAGGUCGUAAAGUCUCCGAGAGGUUUUUGAAACUUGAGAAGAGGGAGCUCGAACGCAUGAAACGAGCGCUGUCUUAUAAUAAAUCCGACGAGUUCGCAGCGAUUGACUCCUCGCCAGAAAGGUAUCGCGUUGCCGGUAUUGAGAAAGGAACGAAGAAUAGAUACAACGACAUCUAUCCUUUUGAACAUACUCGAGUGAGACUCCAAAAUGUCCCUCCUGGUGGCUGUGACUACGUGAAUGGGAACCAUUUAAAGGCCGAAAAGAGUGGUAAAUGCUAUAUCGCCACCCAGGCCCCAGUUCCCGAUACCUUCGAUGACUUUUGGCGAAUGAUAUGGGAACAGGAUGUCCGACUUGUUGUUUCAUUGACUGCCGAAGUUGAAAGGGGUCAGGUCAAAUGUCAUCCUUACUGGAAGUCAGGAGAGUAUGGACAAUGCCAGGUCAACAAUUUCUCGCAGAAGUUGAUCUACCUAAAUUCUCGAGAUGCACCACAUAUUGAGUUAGAAGGCAGCCAGUUACCCCCCGACGUGAAGGACGACCCAGGUAACCCAUAUAUCGUUGUCAGGCACUUUGGCUUGUCACAUUCAGCAUACCCAUUUCAGCCAUUGCGAGAAGUCACUCAAUUGCAGUACCCACACUGGCCUGACUUUGGAACAACCUCGCAGCCUACACACCUCCUCAGAUUAAUCGAAUAUUGUGAUCGGGUUCUCACUACAACGAAUAGUCCUGUUCCCGUUACGUUCCAGAGACACGCAUUUGAUCAGCGGCCGGUCUUGGUGCACUGUAGUGCUGGGUGUGGACGUACCGGCGCUUUCUGUACGGUUGACACCGUCCUAGACAUACUGAAGCGGCGAAGGGGUCAAGGCACAGUGGACGGUAUGACAUCAGGGCUCACUGAGAAACAAUGGGAUCUCGAUGAGGGUCUGGACCUCAUUGAGAAGACUGUGGACGACUUCCGCAGACAAAGACCCAGCAUGGUUCAGAACCUUUCGCAAUUUGUUCUGUGCUAUGAAAGCGUGCUGGAAUGGGCUGUAUCGCACAUAGGAGAAUAG
This is a messenger RNA of Aspergillus aculeatus ATCC 16872, 2151 nucleotides long. It is a transcript of the gene ptpA, whose product is annotated as putative protein tyrosine phosphatase (Pyp1). The record is from RefSeq and is a predicted model, not a curated record. Gene Ontology annotation, molecular function: protein tyrosine phosphatase activity. Gene Ontology annotation, biological process: protein dephosphorylation. NCBI's taxonomy places the organism in Eukaryota, Fungi, Ascomycota, Eurotiomycetes, Eurotiales, Aspergillaceae. Bases 1 to 2151 code for a protein of 716 amino acids. The transcript is spliced from 2 exons.